This is a messenger RNA of Charadrius vociferus (killdeer), 779 nucleotides long. It is a transcript of the gene PGPEP1, whose product is annotated as pyroglutamyl-peptidase I. Gene Ontology annotation, molecular function: pyroglutamyl-peptidase activity. Gene Ontology annotation, cellular component: cytosol. The coding region runs from base 1 to 633 and encodes 210 amino acids. The record is from RefSeq and is a predicted model, not a curated record. NCBI's taxonomy places the organism in Eukaryota, Metazoa, Chordata, Aves, Charadriiformes, Charadriidae. Gene Ontology annotation, biological process: proteolysis. The transcript is spliced from 4 exons.
AUGACUUCAUCACUGUGGAUUUUUACUUCUCUUCCAGGGUUUGGUCCAUUUGGAGAGCAUGCUGUUAACGCCAGUUGGAUUGCAGUUCAGGAGUUGGAGAAGCUGGGACUGCGAGACGAUGUGGAUCUGCACGUCUAUGAAGUCCCAGUUGAAUACCAGACAGUGCAAAGACUCAUUCCUGCAUUAUGGAAAAAGCACAGUCCACAAUUGGUGGUUCAUGUGGGUGUUUCGGGUAUGGCUACGACUGUAACUCUGGAGAAGUGUGGCCACAAUGUAGGUUAUAAAGGCUUAGACAACUGCCGUUUCUGCCCCGGCUCUCAGUGUUGCGUAGAAGGUGGCCCAGAAUGCAUCGAUUCCAUUAUUGACAUGGACACGGUUUGCAAGAGAGUCUCAGCACUGGGGCUGGAUGUCACGGUCACUAUAUCUAAGGAUGCCGGCAGAUACCUCUGUGACUUCACUUACUACACUUCCUUAUACCAGAGCCGCGGGAGGUCGGCUUUUGUUCAUGUGCCUCCGCUGGGAAAACCGUAUACCGCAGAACAGCUGGGUCGGGCACUACAGGCUAUAAUAGAAGAAAUGCUGGAUGUUUUGGAGCAUUCUGAAGACAAAAUCAAUUGUCAGCAUGAACACUGAAAGUGAGCAGAAGCUAUCCUAGUAUUGCACUUCCAAAAUUUUCCCCUGCUCCUGAAGUACUGGGAAAAAGUGUCUGAAACGUACAGACCAGGAAUUGGAGACUUCAAAAAGAAAAAAUCCACUUCUAGAAAUUGACAUUUUUUUUU